AUGAAUUCACCAAAAGAUAUUGAUCUAUUACUAAAUCAAUGUGAAAAUUAUAUGAAUCAAUAUGAUAUUAUGAAACUAAUCAAAGACUGUUUACACAAAUUAUGUAUUCAUCAGCCAGAUAAUCCUGUUCACUUUCUCAAGCAAUACUUUUCUGCUGAACCAUAUGAUCAGAGUUCUAUGAUGACUGAUGAAAGUAAUGUUGAAUUUCCUGUAAUGGUAAAAAAACGUCGUGGAGCUGUAUCAUCUAAAUCAUCGUCAGGAACGACUGGGACAACUCCAUAUGUUCGAGAGAUUGUUCAAAAAGAUUAUGCUACAAUGUGUGCGCUAUCAGAAGCAAUUAAGAAAAAUAUUCUAUUUAGUCAUUUGGAUGAAAAUGAACGUGCACAAAUAUUUGAUGCCAUGUUUCCUGAAAUUCAUUUAGCAGGCGAUAUAAUUAUUCAACAAGGUGAAAAAGGUGAAAAUUUCUAUAUUAUUGAUAAAGGUGAAGUAGAUGUUUAUGUGAAUGAUGAACUUGUUACAAGUAUUGGUGAAUGUUCAAGUUUUGGUGAACUUGCACUUAUUUAUGGUACACCACGAGCAGCAACAGUUAAAGCUAAAACAGAUGUUAAACUUUGGUCAUUAUUAGGAGAAACUUAUCGAAGAAUAUUAAUGGAUUCAACAAUAAAAAAAAGAAAAAUGUACGAAGAAUUUUUGAGUAAAGUUUCAAUAUUACAAACACUUGAUGAAUGGGAACGUCUUACAGUAGCUGAUUCACUUGAACCAAUUCAAUUUGAAGAUGGUGACAUUGUUGUUAAACAAGGCGAUCCAGGCGAUGAUUUCUUUAUUAUUGUUGAGGGUAAUGGUAUUGUUUAUCAAAAAACAUCCGAAUUACCUCAAGCAGUUGAAGUUGAUACACUAGGUCCUGGAAAUUAUUUUGGUGAAAUAGCUCUUUUAUGUAAUCGACCACGUGUUGCAACAGUUAUUGCUAAAGGUACAUUAAAAUGUGUUAAAAUGGAUCGUGCACGAUUUGAACGUGUUCUUGGUCCUAUACAAGAUAUACUUAAAAGAAAUAUUCCACGUUAUAAUUCAGUUAUUCGUCUUGAUCAAUUACGAGCUGCUGCAGCUGCUUCAAAUAAUAAUCCAACAAAUAAUAAUGAUAAUAAUAUUAAUUCUAAUAAUGAAUAA
Molecule: messenger RNA, 1164 nt
Organism: Rotaria sp. Silwood1
Lineage: Eukaryota; Metazoa; Rotifera; Eurotatoria; Philodinida; Philodinidae
Source: the annotation of a GenBank genome assembly